CACUUUGCAAGCUUUCAGCAAUUUUUUAGCAAAUUAAGAAAAUUUUUUUGCAUGCAACUUUGUAUUGGUAAAAAAACUCAAAUGGAACCAAUGAAAAAUGAAAAUACGACUUGUGUAAUGUGCGUAAAUCAAAAUUUUGCAUGAGAAUCUUGGACAAAAGUGAGACGUAGAAGAAAAACCGCGAGCGUUUCGAACACAUGGUAUUUAUUUUGUUUACUCAAUCAGCAAGUGGAAAUUAACACUUUGUCAACUUUUUCCCCGUUUCGUUAAUAAAUAUUUCCAGGUUUGAAGUUUUGAAUUAAAUACACUGAUUAUCAUUACAAAGAGGACACACAGUAUCUGUGUAUUUUAUUAAAAAGGUAAAACCUUCUAAGUUUUUGUCUCGGGGGCAGCGAAUUCUAAAGUACUUAAGGCUCUUCGUAAAGUUUUAACAUGAACUACAGUCCGGAGCAACGUUUCAGCCCCGAAUAUUUGGCCUUCCUCGACCGCCGCUUGAAGAAACCCGUCGUUCCGAAUCAGCCGUCGAAACGUAAACGAAACCCGUUAUCGAAACGCCAAGCAAAUCCGUCGUCAAAAGUUCCACCAAACCCCACCAUGAACUUUCAAAUCUUUAGCAAUUUACGGGAAGAUUUUCGAACCGCCUUCGCCUCCCGUGUCCUCCGCCCGGCCUAUAUCGCCCCCCGCAUCGACUCGAUGAUCACCGCUGCGGCAGAUGCUAUUUUGGAGGAUGCGCAUAAACAAAACCUUAACUCGAUCUUAACCGAUCUCUGUAAAGGUGGCGGAAAAUCAACGCCGUUCAGUCCGGCGGAAGCGCUGGUUUGGCUUUGGGUCUAUGUCGGCACCGUGGAGGAAGUGACGAGGCGAAGUGGACCAAUUACUUGCCACGGGGAGGUCCAUGGCCAAUUAGUGUAUUUAUUUAAACAAGCCGUCGCCGUAGAUAAGGAAAAGGAACAUGCAGCACGUCGCCUACUUGUGGAAAAAGGUUCGAGAAUGUAAGCCCCCCCCGAAAAAGUUUCGUUCACAUGGGAAAACUUUUAAGAAGGCUUAUGAUGGCUUGAAUUUGGACAUGGUGCCGACUCCGGAGACAAGAAUGGAACAGCUUUUUGGAAAUAUGUCGUCGUUUUAUGGGGAUGCCCCAUUCGUGGACGAAGUGGAGGAGGAUUGGGAGGUAGACACAGCACCCCCUGCCAAGAAAAUAGAAAUGAAUGAUGGUGAUCCUCACAAAAUUAGUGAGAAAUCGGGCAGAUAUGUUAUUCCCAAAGUGAUUAUGAAACCCUCUUCAUCCACUUUUGGUUCAGCCCAUGCUCAACAAAAAGUAACAGUUGUCCCUGUCAAGGCACCUUAUCGAGAGAGGGAUGAUGACCAAUCAAUCAAGCCGAGAAGUAAAGUAACAGUUGCCCCUGUCAACGCACCUUAUCGAGAUGGGACUAAAGACAAAUCAAACAAGCCGAGAAACUAUGAAGCGGCGUCGACAUCGAAACCGCGUCCAAGAUCAGAUUUUGUCCACAAACCAUUGAAAAAUCCCGUGGCUAAGCCUCCCUUGAAAACUAGGGAUGAGGAUAUGUCGAAAUCUCGCCCAUCCAUCCAGGAAAUUAGGCAACCGUCGAAAAAGAAAAAGAAUCCCCCGGAAACAAUGGGUACAGAUUUUCUUCUCUUCCUCACAAAUCCAAGUGAGUACAUCAGACUGAAUCCGUCCUUAUUUCCUUCGAGUGAUGCCACCUGGUCUGCUAAAAAAUUACUUCCGGAUCAACCGACAAAGCGGAAGAAACCAAAUCCCGUGAAUGAUCCCGUUCCGGAACCGGAAGUCACUCAAACUCUGGCCGACUGUACGGAAACGCUGUUGAGGGUGGAUUUUACACCGGAGGAGUACGUCGACCUGACCACGGCGCCCAAUUAUUAUGCUCAAGGGGUCAAAAUUGUCGACGGGGUGAGAAGGGUCGUCUUCUAUCAUAAAAUGAUUGAUCUCUCAGCCAUUAAGAAAGAACCAGUUUAAAUUAAUGUUAUGAGUUAUGAGGGUAGAUCAAUGUGAUGUUCAAUUUAUCACUUACAGUAAUUAUUUAUCAAUGUAAUUACGAGUC
Molecule: messenger RNA, 2078 nt
Organism: Folsomia candida
Lineage: Eukaryota; Metazoa; Arthropoda; Collembola; Entomobryomorpha; Isotomidae
Product: muscle M-line assembly protein unc-89-like
Exons: 4
Coding region: 953-1993 (346 amino acids)
Source: RefSeq, a predicted model, not a curated record